Molecule: messenger RNA, 814 nt
Organism: Aspergillus novofumigatus IBT 16806
Lineage: Eukaryota; Fungi; Ascomycota; Eurotiomycetes; Eurotiales; Aspergillaceae
Product: CHY zinc finger protein
Exons: 6
Coding region: 276-644 (122 amino acids)
Biological process (GO): protein import into mitochondrial intermembrane space
Cellular component (GO): mitochondrial intermembrane space
Molecular function (GO): zinc ion binding
Source: RefSeq, a predicted model, not a curated record
GCCAGAGUUGAAAAGGAAGGGAAUGAAGAUCUAUCUCUUCUGAAUAUCAAUCCAUAACGAUAACCAUGAUAACCUAACAAUUGCGACCCGAUCCAUCACUGGCAGCACCUCCGUCCAUACUCCGUACUUUGAUUCAACCAGCCAAGACGGUGGCCUUUAUAUUUUUAGCUUCCUUUCUUUUAGUCUCUAUCAAUUUAGUCAACCUCUCUAACAGAGUAGACUAUAGACACACAAUUCUUACUCUCAUUCCAUAUCACACUCAUUUACGCCUCACAAUGUGCAAACACGUCCUCAACGCCCAAGUAGCCAUCCGUUCUCCCUGCUGCCGAAAAUGGUUCGACUGCGCCGAAUGCCACCUCGAACAAGAAACCCACCCGCUCACCAAAUCCAGCGAAAUGACAUUCGCCUGUAAAAAGUGCAAGAAGUGUUUCCGGAAGGACGCGACGGAGUUCGAUGAGAGUGACGAGUACUGCCCGCACUGCGAUAAUCAUUUUGUGAUCGACGCUGUGACGCCCAAGGCUGCGUUGCAGGUUGAGGGUGAUGAUGCUCGGAUUGAUUCUAGAAUGAUCAAGGACGACCGGGUACGGGAACACAAGGAAAAGUCGAUAUUCAAUUUCAAGGACAUAUCGGAUCGGCUAGGCUGAGUUGGAUCGAUCACGAUGGUUUACGAAAAUUACGAUCUAAUGCUUGCAUAUUCUCCGCGUCCCAACAGAUUCACCAUAGAUUACCUGUUGCACACUCGUUGGUUCUACAAUAUUGUGCACAUUUCUUCAGGAGCAUGACGCUGCGCAAGUCUCAUGAAUUCGAAGGAGAA